GGGCGCCUUCCCUCCUUAGCAACCAUGAGCGACAGGAGGGAGCAGCAGGCGGAAAAGAGAGAGGAGGAACUGCCUGCUUACUUUGCUGCCCUGGGCACCGGCAGCCCCAAGCCCCGGCAGAAAUAUGGAGGCAUGUUUUGCAACGUGGAGGGCGCCUUUGAAAACAAAACGCUGGACUUCGAAUCUCUCCGCGGAGGAAGGCGAGAAAGCCAGCAGUCCAGCCGCUCGGACCUGAGCCAGCGCUCCAGCGAUUCGGAAGGGCAGAGCGAAGCCAGCAGCGGGAGCCGCAGCGCUCCUCUCCUCACGCCCGCGGGUUCCCUGGCUUGCCCCUCUUCAGAUGGAGCAUCAGAGGAAUUGCCCAAUGGCUGCCAUCAGAGUGACCGGCUGCUCAUCAAAGGAGGGAAGAUUGUGAAUGAUGACCAGUCAUUUUAUGCAGAUAUCUACGUGGAAGAUGGCUUGAUUAAACAAAUUGGGGAAAAUCUGAUUGUUCCUGGAGGCAUAAAAACAGUGGAUGCCUAUGGCCAGCUAGUUAUGCCAGGUGGAAUAGAUGUGCACACUAGAUUACAGAUGCCUGUGAUGGGAAUGACCUCUACUGAUGACUUCUAUCAAGGGACAAAAGCAGCUCUGGCAGGAGGAACCACCAUGAUACUUGACCAUGUGUUUCCUGAGUCUGGAGCAAACCUUCUAACGACCUAUGAGCAAUGGAGGGAGUGUGCUGACAGCAAGGCUUGCUGUGAUUAUUCUCUGCACAUUGAUAUCACUCGCUGGCAUGAGAGCAUAAAAGAAGAGCUGGAGGCUCUCGUUAAAGACAAAGGUGUGAACUCUUUUCUUGUUUUCAUGGCGUAUAAAGACAAGCUGCAGUGCACUGAUGCUCAGAUGUAUGAGAUAUUCAGCAUAAUUCGAGAUCUGGGUGCCAUUGCGCAAGUACAUGCUGAAAAUGGAGACAUUGUUUAUGAGGAGCAAAAAAGACUGUUGGAUCUUGGGAUUACUGGUCCAGAGGGUCAUGUGCUGAGUCAUCCAGAAGAGGUUGAAACAGAGGCAGUGUACCGUGCUAUUACAAUAGCAAAACAAGCCAAUUGCCCUUUAUAUGUCACAAAAGUAAUGAGCAAAGGGGCUGCUGAUGUCAUAGCUCAAGCCAAGCGAAAAGGAACAGUGGUAUAUGGGGAGCCAAUCACAGCCAGCCUGGGUACUGAUGGCUCACAUUACUGGAGUAAGAACUGGGCAAAGGCUGCAGCUUUUGUUACAUCUCCUCCCAUUAGUCCAGACCCUACAACCCCUGAUUAUCUGACUUCACUGCUGUCAUGUGGGGAUCUUCAAGUAGUAGGGAGUGCUCACUGCACCUUCACCACGGCACAAAAGGCGGUUGGAAAGGAUAACUUCACCCUCAUUCCAGAAGGAACAAAUGGCAUUGAGGAGAGAAUGUCCAUCAUCUGGGAAAAAUGUGUGGCAACAGGAAAGAUGGAUGAAAAUGAAUUUGUAGCAGUGACUAGUACAAAUGCAGCAAAGAUUUUCAACUUUUAUCCUAGGAAAGGACGAAUUGCAGUUGGGUCUGAUGCUGAUUUGAUUAUUUGGAAUCCGAAAGCUACAAAGAUCAUUUCUGCAAAAACUCACAACUUGAAUGUGGAAUACAAUAUAUUUGAAGGAGCAGAAUGCCAUGGUGUCCCUACUGUGGUUAUAAGCCAAGGAAAAGUGGUGUUGGAAGAUGGAAAUUUGUUUGUCAGCCAGGGCACUGGCCGUUUCAUUCCUCGAAAGACGUUCCCUGAUUUUGUUUACAAAAGGAUAAAAGCAAGAAACAGGCUUGCAGAAAUUCAUGGCGUUCCUCGUGGGCUUUACGACGGACCGGUUCACGAUGUCAUUGUAAGCGCUAAAGGUGUGGCCCCAACUCCUGCUUCAAGAAUAGCUCCCUGUUCAGGCAAGAUAACAGUUCCUCCAAUCCGUAACCUACAUCAGUCAGGCUUCAGCUUGUCUGGAUCUCAAGCAGAUGACCACAUUGCUAGGCGCACUGCGCAGAAAAUCAUCGCACCCCCAGGUGGACGUUCCAAUAUUACAUCUCUGUCCUGAUAUUUCAAACCGAGUAGUGCUCCUGCAUAACACUGAAGAUAACUAUUUGGGUGCGGUUCAGCCAUGCUUCUACAUUUAAGUCACAUUGGUCUCUGUGGGAGAGUUCAGUGUAUGCUUAAAUCUUCUCCCAUAUCUACCAGUGGGGCUUAAAAGUGCUGAACUAUGGCUGUUUUGCCUCUCUGGUUUCUACUGGGAAGCUGCAGUUAACAUUAUUUUAAAAUUACAGAUGUUGUAUCAUUAAAUACUCUGCCUCGUUACACUCCCCAAGAUCCUCUUGCUUUAUAAACUACAAAUACCAAAUGUGUGGUUUUAAAGGAGAAAUAAAAAUAAUAUCAUGGAUAUUUUACACUGCCAGAUUAAAGGGCUUGGAUGGAAGUGUACACCACCAGAAUAAGAAAAUAAUUUGCCUUUUUACUCAGGAUAAAAUUUCCCACACCUUCUCUUCUGUAGAAAAGAAAUACAUCCUUCCCCAGUGUAUAGAUAUCAUCAAGUAUUAUAGGUAUAUCCUUCAGUUUUCAGCAUAUUUUCAUACAUGCAUGCUAAGGUGUAAACUUCUAGUAAAGUACUUUUAAAUUGUGUUCAGAAGAACUGUUAGCUGUGUAUUACAACCAAAACAUACCUGAAUACAGAUUUUGGACUUGCAUCCAUCAAUAAUCUUUCUAUGAUAAUGUGGACUUUUAUCGGCGAAUAAACCUUUGUCUGUUUUAAUAUAUAUUCUUAGCUUUUUUUACUGAGAGAUCCAACCAAGAGAAAACACGGAACACCAUUGUCCUAUCUUCUGGCAUAAUGCUUAACCUUUAUUUGGUUUCCUUCACCAUGGUUAACUGACAUCUGAACAAACCAUGGCUGGGGAUUGAUCACAUACUGGGAUGUGAAAGCAGCAUCUGGAAUGAGUUUUGCAAAUGAUGGGAUUAGUUAAUCAUGGUUUAAGUGAUACAUGUGCACUAGACAGCCCUUGAUUCAGGGAACCAUCUCUCCAGCCUCUGCUUACAAGAUGACAAGUGGUCUUACUAGUAUGUUCCUACCCAUGCCCUUUAGGGGCAGGAUUUUAACUCAGUAAGCUAAGCUACUUUUUUCAUUGUACAUUUGACAUCUUAACCAGGUUUAAGGCAGCAGAUCAUGGUUUGCGAUAAUCAUGUUCAGUCUGCCCCAGGCCCUUGUAGGCCUGAAAACCACUGCCAAUGUCUUCUUUGACUUAUAGUGCUCCUACAUUUAGUAGAUCCCCUUUGUGGGUAUUGUGCACUAAAUCUGAUGGUUGCAAUUUAGCAGUAACCAUGCCCUAAACCACCAGUGGCUUAGGCCAGACUUUGACUGGUUAUGUCUAGAAGAUCUCAUUGUGAGCUCCUUGAACAUAUUUUAGGAACCAUCGUCACUCAAUAUCAUUGUGGCAGCAUGGGUAUAAGAAAUACAAAUGUGGUCUGAAUGUUCAUGGAAUUAGAUGUCAGAUAGUAUCCCUUUAGAGCAGAUAUAAAAACACAUCUAGACUUCGAGGGGGGGAUAGUUGAAUUUCUGGAACCUGACACAACUGUGGAAGUGCCAGUGUGCUUUUAGUCUUUUGGUUUGUCGUAGAUUUUUUUAAAAAACAGAUUAUUUAUUCAGGUAUUUUUCCCACUUACCAAAUGUAGGCCUUCUUAUAAACCAGACAGUAGGUGCAUUUGGAGGCUGUUUCCAUACAGUGAACUUUUUAUAAAGUGUAUAACAAGUUUAUUAUAUUUAAAGCUAUGUACAGCAAAAGUGAUCUUAUAUAUUCCAUAUCAUUUCCAUAAAACUAUCCAUGUGACAGACUGUACAAAAUGGCUCAUUUUUUGUUCUUGUUGCUUUGAAUUUUUUUCUUCUUUUAAUUACAUUCAAUAAAGUUUCUUGGAAAUCGGUAAAUGAUAAAGCCAGAUG
Heteronotia binoei (common prickly gecko) is the source of this 3951-nucleotide messenger RNA. RefSeq names its product dihydropyrimidinase like 4 (gene DPYSL4). NCBI's taxonomy places the organism in Eukaryota, Metazoa, Chordata, Lepidosauria, Squamata, Gekkonidae. The transcript is spliced from 14 exons. The coding region runs from base 25 to 2061 and encodes 678 amino acids. The record is from RefSeq and is a predicted model, not a curated record. Gene Ontology annotation, molecular function: hydrolase activity, acting on carbon-nitrogen (but not peptide) bonds, in cyclic amides. Gene Ontology annotation, cellular component: cytosol; cytoplasm.